AUGACACCCACCGACCAGCCGAAAGAUGCUUUUGUCUUUGAGACACCGGUCUUGCAACAAGCUCAAGCCCCUCCCGAGAAGUCCGAACUCCACGAGGAUGACCUCAGGGAUGCCACCAGCGAAGAACUUCAGACUCUGAGGCAUGUGGCUGAUCGGCUACCACGCAAAGUCUGGAUUGCUUUGGCGGCAGGCGGUGCAGAACGCUUUACUUUCUACGUCGUCUCCACACCAUGGCAGAAUUACAUGCAAAAUGCACCGGGCGACAGUGCCACUCCCGGGGCGCUUGGGCUGGGACAGUCACGGGCAACAACGAUCUUCAAUGCCUAUUACAUGUUUUCAUUUUUGACUCCGAUUUUCUUUGCAGUCCUAUCGGAUGCACGGCUGGGGAGGUUCAGAGUGCUCUGCAUCAGUCUGAGUUUGUACUUGUGCGGCACAUUAGUGCAGUUUGUGACUUCCCUGCCUUCCCUCUUUGAUCACGAUGCUGGAGUUGCGGGACUCGCGAUCUGUCUGCUGUUCAUCGGUAUGGGCGUCGGAGGAACGAAAGCGACAUUCACGCCUUUCAUUGGAGACCAAUACCCGGUCAAACCACCACAAGUCAAGACGCUACCAUCCAAGGAGCGAGUGAUCAUUGACAGAACUUUGACCUUGCAGUACAUAUACAACGUCUAUUAUUGGAUCACAAACGUUGCAGCAGUCUCCCUCAUUGCGGCAACCUACCUCGAGAAAGUGUACGGUUUCUGGUCAGCGAACCUUCUUGCAUUUUGCUCAUCCUGGGUGGGUCUUGUUUGCCUUCUUACAUCCAGCAAAGAAUUCGAGAAGCUGCCAGCUCAAGGUGGCGUCUUGCUCAAGGCUGGCAAGCUCCUGGGAUGCGCUAUCCGAGGUGGGUUCAGCCUCCGUGCUGUACAACCCGAGCAUCAGCUGCAGAUGCAUGGACGAAUCGUCCCAUGGACUAACGAGUUCGUCCUGGAAAUUCGAAGUGGACUACGUGCAUGCGAAAUUAUGCUUUGGUUCAUCCUAUUCCAAACCGGCAUGAAUCAAAUGAACAGCAAUCUGGUCUCGCAGGCGGGACAGAUGAAGCUUGGAGGUUUUCCGAACGACGGCAUCCAGGUCUUGAACCCAAUCGCCUGCGUACUCCUUGGACCGUUGAUCCAGAAAUUCCUGUACCCUGGACUGGCCAGAUUGCGCAUACCAUUCGGACCUGUGAUGCGCAUAGCCGCAGCUUUCACGAUGAUGGCGGCGACUUUUGCCUAUGCUGCUGGUGUGCAAAAGAUGAUCUACGACUCGGGCCCUUGCUACGAUGCACCUGUCAAGUGUCCCGCGGCCUCAAGACCUGGUCAGCAGCCUUUGCCGAACGACAUCACCGUGUGGAUGCAAACUCCACUGUAUGCGUUGCUCGCUUUGGCGGAGAUCUUCGGCUUCGUCACGCUCAGCGAGUACACAUACAGUAUGGCACCUAGAGAUAUGCGCACCGUGAUGCAGUCACUGCGACUACUGAGCGCUGGCGUUGGGAGUGCCAUCGGUAUAGCUCUUGGUCCAGUUUCUCACGAUCCGAAUAUGAUCUGGCUAUAUGCUAGCCUGGCUGUUUGCCUGGGAGUCAUGUCUCCGAUACUCUGGGCGGUCGUAGGCCAUCGCGACAAAGAGGACAAAGACGUCGAUACACUUCUCUUGGAACAACGUCAACAAGAAGGUCGCACACAAUGA
Molecule: messenger RNA, 1701 nt
Organism: Zymoseptoria tritici IPO323
Lineage: Eukaryota; Fungi; Ascomycota; Dothideomycetes; Mycosphaerellales; Mycosphaerellaceae
Exons: 7
Coding region: 1-1701 (566 amino acids)
Biological process (GO): transmembrane transport
Cellular component (GO): fungal-type vacuole; plasma membrane
Molecular function (GO): tripeptide transmembrane transporter activity; dipeptide transmembrane transporter activity
Source: RefSeq, a predicted model, not a curated record